Messenger RNA from Ornithodoros turicata, 1035 nucleotides. RefSeq lists its product as uncharacterized. Lineage: Eukaryota; Metazoa; Arthropoda; Arachnida; Ixodida; Argasidae. The record is from RefSeq and is a predicted model, not a curated record. Bases 1 to 1035 code for a protein of 344 amino acids. The transcript has 2 exons.
AUGCCCGUUGACCUGUUAGACGGCCUGAAGCGGUCCCGAGCCGGGACUCGAGCAGCAGUCACUCGUACCAUCAAUCGACUACGUGAACCCCGAACAGAGGAGGUUUCGUUCGAGGAUGUUGAAGUCGACGUCGAGUACAUAGUGGCGAGGAAGGCUACGCUGCAAGACUUAGACAGUCAGAUCCUGGCGCUGACCGGCGAAGAUCAGUAUGACCAGGAAGUCCAAAGCAUCCUGGAAUACGAGCAGCAGCUCGAAGCGGCCAUCACGCGCGCGAGACGGGUCCUUCGAACGGCAGGACAGCUCACGUCGCCGGUUGCACAGUCCGCCGCGCUAGGCGAUUCCAGUCACAGAGAAUCAACCAGCCAUUCUGUUUCCUUGCCGAAGCUGCAGAUUCCAAAGUUCGGAGGGAAGUUGCAAGACUGGCGGGCUAGAUUCUGGGAACACUUCCAGGCAACGAUCCACAACAACGGUGCGCUAGCUCCAGUCGAGAAGUUUAAGUAUCUCCUGUGUUACGUUACCGAUGAGGCCAAGCGGGCCAUUGAUGGGAUCAGCCUUAGUGAUGCUUACCAGACAGCUGUUGACGCCCUGAAGCAGCGGUUCGGACGGACCGAUGUCCUUGCAGCCGAGCACAUCGAUAAGCUGUUGUCGCUGCGCGCAGUGCAAGGUUCUAGGGAGGCGACGCAGCUACGUCGCUUGUGCGACGAAGUCUCGCGCCAUACGAGGGCCUCGGAAUCACUGGCAAUUCCGCAUUUCGGCAGUGCUGGCGGCAGGUCACCGCAACCCGCGGACAAUAUGUCUCCAUUUCUGCAGACCGCUGUGGUUCAGGUUGCCGGCCCUGGCGGAUCCGCGUCCGUACGUAUUCUUCUCGACAACGGAAGUCAGAGAACAGUCAUCACCCAGGAACUCGCUCAGCGGCUUCGAUGCCCGGGAUUGGCAUCCGAAAACCUGUCGAUAUUUGCGUUUGGCUCCACGCAACCAUCCACGCGUCGCGCAUACCAGAAGGUGUCCCUGCGUAUCGAGGGCUUACAUCAGUAA